Messenger RNA from Betta splendens (Siamese fighting fish), 3166 nucleotides. RefSeq names its product RAS-like, family 10, member A (gene rasl10a). Gene Ontology annotation, molecular function: GTPase activity; GTP binding. The record is from RefSeq and is a predicted model, not a curated record. Lineage: Eukaryota; Metazoa; Chordata; Actinopteri; Anabantiformes; Osphronemidae. The transcript is spliced from 3 exons. Bases 789 to 1400 code for a protein of 203 amino acids.
GAGAGAGAGAGAGAGAGAGCGAGCAGUGUUCCCUAGCUCAUGUGUCUCAGACUCUCACGUUAACAGGACCCAGAUGCCUUCACAGAAAACGCAGGGAUUUGCGCCUCUCCUCCUUAAUCACACAUUUUUUUUCCUGCCAUCGAACAACAGAGGAUUAUGCGUGUGUAUCAAAUUUCGGAACACGUGGAAAGCCUAUUUGCGAGGCUAGCGGCUGUCGGUCCGUCCUCCCUGUGAUGGAGGAGCGCGGUGGUGGUGCAUCGGUGGAAAUGUGUUAGAGGUGCAGAGGAGAUAAUCGGCGAAGACAUCCGCGGCUGCUGUGUGUUUGGCCAAGGUCAGAGUCUAGCCUGGAUGAGAUUAUGUCCAUGUGGAGCCAACAGGGACGGACUUUUACGCUUCCUCUCGGAAGAAGAGGUCGCCUGGGGAUGUCCCCUGAAAACCAAGAGUUUCUCUCUGUAUGCUGGGUUGCAGAGGCAGCGAAAAUCCCUCCAUCUGCAUGAUCAUGGUUGAGAUUUAUUUUUGACAAUUUCUGAACUGCAUGGCUUCAUCCAUUUCGCUCUCUCCGAAUAAACUUCCUUCGCUCUACUCGACGGGUGGACGAUUUAUUCGGCCCCGGGUUCGUUCAAUUGCGCGCAGUCGGACCCACAGGCUGCUGGUCAACGGAUGAGCGCUGGUUUUUAAUUCCAUCAGAGCAGCAGCGUAGCAGCGGCGACCAGCUGUGUUUUUUUCUGGACGGUCACAUCUGUCGUUGUUUACGUCGCUGUCCAUGGUGCUGAACCUGAGCUCCAGGUAUGGUGGAGACGCUGAGUAUCGCAGUGAUCGGUGCUCCCGGAGUGGGGAAAACUUCUAUAAUCCGCCAGUUCAUCUAUAACGAUUUCUCGGAGGUGUACACGCCGACCAGGAGCAGAUAUGUGUACAGACCCUCCGUCAUACUGAACGGGAACAUGUACGAGCUGAAGAUUUUGGACGUCCCGCCAAUCUCUUCUUUCCCAUCCAGCUCCAGCCAGGAGUGGCUGGACCUGCGCUGCAGAGGCGUGCGCAACGCCAACGCCUACGUCCUGGUGUACGACAUCUGCUGCGUGGAGAGCUUCGAAUACGUCAAAAUGAUCCGGCAGCAGAUAGUGGAGCACAGGGAAGGCAGCAGCAGCGAGGUGCCCAUCCUGGUCGUGGGCAACAAGAGGGAUCUGCAGCGGCAGCGCUUCAUGCCCCGCAGGGCGGUGUCGGUGCUGGUGAAGAAGACGUGGAAGUGCGGCUACGUGGAGUGCUCGGCCAAGUUCAACUGGCACGUGAUCCUGCUGUUCAAGGAGCUGCUGGGCAUCGCCGUGGCGCGGGGCAUGCGCCAGAACCACACCUCCAUCCGCCUCCAGGGGGCGCUGCAACGGAACCGCUGCACCAUCAUGUGACAGUGAGAAUCCCCUCCAUCCCCUCGCACUCAGGAGUGGAGGCAGUGGAGAAAAGGACUUUUUAUCUAAAUGGCUGGAAAAAAAAACAUACCCUGUGGCCUCCUGCUUUACUGAGCUGAUUUUUCAUUAUGAGGUUUAUUAGACUUGUGCGCUGUAAGAGACUUUAAAUUUCACACAAGGUCAUCCAACCACUUCCUAGUCCAAUUCUGUCACACGUGUUGAUGCGGUGGAGGGAGGGAGGCGGGAGAGGAAGCAGGUGAAAACCAAAAGGAUUUCCAUGGCACAGUUAAUUUUUCACAUCAGCUGGUCGACAGGUGGGUGCUUCGGGCUGUGCUUCCCCACGCUGCACGGCGGCAGGUGUUAUUGAGGAGGGUCUGGGCUGUAGUUGGGCCUGAUAGGACUGAAGCUGUGAGACUCAACGGGAACAGGCAGCAAUAUCAUUGAGUCUUCCUUUGAAAUUGUCACAUUCGUGAAGGUCAACGGCAGAUGCUAAUAACCACUAUGCUGAAGUCAACAAUAUAGAGAAUUUAAGCAGAGCAAAAAAUUAAAAAAAAGGUUUAAAAUGAGUUUCUGGCUGAAUCUCCUCAAAAUGUACAGCUAUGAUUAGUUAGUGUUAAACUUUAGAAUUUGAGAAGUAUAAAUGUUUUUCUUCUCCGGUCCCUGUUAUAGUCUUGUCCCAUGGUAAAAGUUGUUUGUUCAGUGGAUGAGUGUUUAGGGUUGUCUUGCACCAGAAAAUACCGCAGUCCCCUGUCACGGUGGGACUGCAAGCCCAUUCAAACUUUCCCAAGACUGGAGGACUUUAAUCGGUUCUCUCCUCCCCCUCGUUGUCUGUUUCUGACGAAUACAUUAAAAUCCAGGGAGCCGGGGACCUGCAGGAGGCUGCAGAGCCUAAAAUGAGAACCUGUUCACGCCACAUGUGUGUAUGUGUGAAGGAGGAGGUAGAGAGAGAGAGAGAGAGAGAGAGAGAGAGAGAGGUUCGAUGGCUGACGUUCUGGCAAGCGAAGGACAGGCACAGCAAGAUAAGAGGCAGAUGUUUAAUGUUUGGAUUAUGGAGGAGCAAUAAAAUCCCACCAGGAUGUCCUGACAGAAUAUUUGUACUACCGUAUUAUAUUAAAAUGCCUCACAUACAGCAGAUGUAAUCCACUUGAGCUCAGAUCCUACACAAAUAAGAAAUGGGAUCCCGGUGACUUCUACGCGUGUGUGUGUGUGUGUGUGUGUGUCCCAGACACACAGGGAGCACAGCACAGCUUUCGUACCAGUAUCAGGACAGUAUCUAAUCGCUCAUGUUGUGAGGUAAACGGUUGCUUUCUCAUCUGAUUAGGCCUCGCUAGCUACUUUGUGAAUAUGGCUGCACUGGAAGUAAGCAGGCCUUUUGUACAUAGAAGUGAUUCCGACUCAUUGACUUGCAUGCUUUUGUUGGUAGAGCCAACAGGUCAGGGUUUAAUUGCACUGAUGUGAAAAUGUGAUAUCGUGUUUCAUUUUUGUAAUACAUGGUUUUCUGGCGCUGUAACGACCAGCUGAGUGGAAUGAAUGUCAUAGAUUCUACUGGCAUGUGUGAACACAAGCUCAUGUUUCUCUCCAAGAUGUAGUGUUGAUCUGCUCAAUCAGGGCAGAUGGCUGUGUUAGCUUUUUUUUUCCUAGUAAAAAAAAAAGAAAUAUGUAGCAGAGGUACACAAGAAAGCAACUGCGUGUAGCAUGAGUUCUCAUCAGUUUGACUGUAUGUACGUUUCCAAAUAAAAAGGGCUACAGUUUUUUAACAGAAAAAA